Tripterygium wilfordii is the source of this 1234-nucleotide messenger RNA. Its product is annotated as 1-aminocyclopropane-1-carboxylate oxidase. The transcript is spliced from 4 exons. NCBI's taxonomy places the organism in Eukaryota, Viridiplantae, Streptophyta, Magnoliopsida, Celastrales, Celastraceae. The record is from RefSeq and is a predicted model, not a curated record. Bases 90 to 1046 code for a protein of 318 amino acids.
CAUUCUCACAAACAGAGAGUUACUUGUAUACACUACUUAGACUAAGCAAGAGAGAUUAGCUUGUUCCAGUGAGAGGAGGAAAAACAAAAAUGGAGUCAUUCCCAAUAGUUGAUUUGUCAAAGAUCAAUGGUGAAGAGAGAGCUGCAACCAUGAAUUUGAUCAAAGAUGCCUGUGAGAACUGGGGUUUCUUUGAGUUGGUGAAUCAUGGGAUUUCGCAUGAGUUUAUGGACAAGGUGGAGAGGCUGACUAAGGAGCACUACAAGAAGUGUAUGGAACAGAGGUUUAAAGAAAUGGUGGCAAGCCAAGGACUUGAAGCCGUUCAAUCUGAAAUCAGUGAUUUGGACUGGGAAAGCACAUUCUACCUGCGCCACCUACCUGACUCAAACAUCAAUGAAAUCCCUGAUCUUGAAGAUGAUUACAGGAAUUUAAUGAAGGAGUUUGCAAAGCAACUGGAGAAACUAGCAGAGCAACUUCUGGAUUUGCUCUGUGAAAAUCUUGGGCUUGAAAAGGGUUAUCUGAAGAAGGCCUUUUAUGGGUCUAAAGGUCCAACUUUUGGGACCAAAGUCAGCAACUACCCUCCAUGCCCUAAACCAGACCUGAUUAAGGGUCUCAGGGCACAUACUGAUGCUGGUGGCCUUAUUCUGCUCUUCCAAGAUGACAAGGUCAGUGGCCUCCAGCUACUCAAAGAUGGGCAGUGGAUUGAUGUUCCUCCCAUGAAGCACUCGAUUGUCAUCAACCUAGGUGACCAACUUGAGGUGAUCACUAAUGGGAAGUACAAGAGUGUGAUGCACAGGGUGAUUGCACAAACAGAUGGGACAAGGAUGUCAUUAGCAUCAUUUUACAAUCCAGGCAGUGAUGCAAUAAUUUACCCAGCUCCUGCUUUGUUGGAGAAAGAAGCAGACACAAAGGAAAUGUACCCAAAAUUUGUGUUUGAGGACUACAUGAAGCUGUAUGCAGGACUCAAAUUCCAGGCCAAGGAGCCAAGAUUUGAGGCCAUGAAGGACAUGGAAUCCACUGUCAAACUGGGCCCUAUUGCCACUGUUUGAUGGGUUUUGUGUGGUUUAUGUUAAUAAGCUAAUUAAGUGAAUUUUAAUAUUGUAUUAGUGAGAGUUUAGCUAUAUGUUUCAUGAUGUCUGGUGGGGUCUUGUCUUGUACUGUUGUGUUGUUAAUUUAAGAGUCUUCGUAGAAAAGCUAAGCAAAAACUCUCAUAAUGAAGUUCUAUUUUGGCAUAUUA